This is a messenger RNA of Paramormyrops kingsleyae, 1129 nucleotides long. RefSeq names its product sodium channel regulatory subunit beta-1. Gene Ontology annotation, biological process: cardiac muscle cell action potential involved in contraction; regulation of heart rate by cardiac conduction; sodium ion transport. Gene Ontology annotation, cellular component: voltage-gated sodium channel complex. The record is from RefSeq and is a predicted model, not a curated record. Lineage: Eukaryota; Metazoa; Chordata; Actinopteri; Osteoglossiformes; Mormyridae. Gene Ontology annotation, molecular function: transmembrane transporter binding; sodium channel inhibitor activity.
CGUUCACACGGGCUAAAUUUAACUUUUGAAAUACAGCCUCAUAUGAGGGGUGUACACGACUUUAGUUGUCCCAUGUUAGUUCACUUUUGAAUUGUUUUUCCUCCGUUCUGUAUAGUUGACAAAGACGGUAAAUUGAUGUAGUCAGUGUCCUGUACAUAAAAUAAGUACAUUUAGACAUUCGUUAUGAUUUUUCAUACCGACUGAAUGGAAACAUUAACUUGAUUUCCAAAAUGAUUUCCAAAAUGUUACCCUUUCUCUGCUUCUUGCUGCAUAUCUUUUACGUACCAGAAUGCCAGGGAGGCUGUGCUGAGGUGGACUCCAUGACAGAGGCGCCAGUUGGACAAACCUUUCUUCUGGGAUGUAUAUCUUGUAAGCGAAGGGAAGAGGUUGAAGCCACGACCACUGUGGACUGGUAUUUCAGGCCUUUGGGAGAGGAAGAAUAUGGCCAUAUAUUGCAUUAUGAUUUUCCCACCGCCACCAUCACCAGUGACCACUUUAAGUAUCGCCUUGAAUGGUUUGCCCCUGUGAAGACAAGUGAUACUCUGGUUGCCAGUCUAUACCUCCACAAUGUCACCUUCAAUGACACUGGUACUUAUCGCUGCACCUUUGACCGCAUUCUCCACCUCCCAGUGGGUGACGAAUCUUUCAGAAUUACCAAAUACAUAGAAUUUACUGUAUUGCCAAAAGCUAAGAGGGAGAAGACUGCAGUGAUCGGAGAGAUCAUGAUGUAUGUGCUGAUUGUCGGCCUGCAGCUUUGGCUGAUUGUAGUCCUAAUCUACUGCUACAGAAAGGUUUCUGCUGAAAGAGAAGCUUAUGAGGCUCGGCAGGCUUUGAAGGCCUUGAAAAAGCAACAAGCAGACCUCAAGGACAAUUGUGAUGGGAUUAAUUUGGAGUAGCUUCUUGCUGGUUGUGACAUGAUCAAUAUUCAGCUCUUCUGAAAGAAUAUCCUGGAAUCACAGUUACCGUGGAAACAAAGAAUAAACCAGUGUGCAGUUAGUUUAAUAUAAUGCAUCUACAUAGAAAUUAAUUAGAAUGUACAGUGGUACCUCAGAACUCGAAUUUAAUCCGUUCAGAACUCCGGAUCGAAUCCUAAAAAAUUCGAGUUGUGAUCGAAUUUUCCCCAUAAGAA